Molecule: messenger RNA, 3910 nt
Organism: Ahaetulla prasina
Lineage: Eukaryota; Metazoa; Chordata; Lepidosauria; Squamata; Colubridae
Gene: NBL1
Product: NBL1, DAN family BMP antagonist
Exons: 4
Coding region: 825-1508 (227 amino acids)
Biological process (GO): animal organ morphogenesis
Molecular function (GO): receptor ligand activity; BMP binding
Source: RefSeq, a predicted model, not a curated record
ACCUCAAUUUUACAGCUUCACCGUCACCCUGGACGGAUGCUAGAGCCUUUCCUUUUUAUUAAAAUGCAUCCGUUUUCACAGGCUGCAUGAUCAAAUGCCAACUCACCUAGUUUAUCUGAAAUAAUUCGGAAUUCCUUCUCCGGAUGAAGAUCGAUUGCUGGUUUUAGUCUGGUUCUGGAUCCUGUUUGGCUCCACAUCUGUGAAAUGAGGGCCAUAUUAGAGGACAAUAUGAAAAUAUUGAUAGCAUCCAAUUGCCUUAAAUCAGCAACCCUCAUUCUGUGCGCGAUCGUCCCAAACAAAUAGCGACACUCAAACCCUCUUGCUUUAAGUUUUUUUUUUUUUCCAGAACUUUUUGGAGCGCUGUCACGAAGAGAAUCAUUGCUCAUCAUGGAGACAAUGUCAAAUAAUAGCAGGGGGGAGGUGAAAAGCUUUGGAAAUAUUUUAUUCCACCUAAGGAUAAAAUGUAGAUGACAUCUUUGGCUUAGAAACCCAAAUUUCUCUCUCCCUGCUGGGUCGCUUACCAAUUUCCCAGUUUUUGAAAUGAAACGUUUUGAUCACAGUGGAAAACAUGUUCAUAGACCCAGAACAGGUUGCUAAAGUAGGGGGCUUGCAACCUUAAACACUCAAAGAGCCAUUUGGACCUGUUUCCCACAGAAAAGAAAACACCGGGAGCCACAAAACCCUUCCCGCGCCUGACUAUUUCUUGAGCGGCCACAAAACUAGCAUCUGUAGUUGAAUUAAACAUUCUUUUUUUCUUCUGAAACUUUUCUUUUCUUGGAUUUAUUCAUGGUUGGCCUACCGGGGGUUGAAAAGCUCAAUACAUCAUGUGCCGGUGGGUGUCGCACAUUGGCGGUUGCGACUCAUAUUUUGAGCGACAGGGAGCCGCAGCAGAGGGGCGAAAGAGCCACAUGCGGGCUCCAGAGCCGUGGGUUGGUGACCCCUGUGCUAAAGGAAGGGAAUGGUUGACGUUUUUCCUUGGACAAGUCACCACCAGGAAAUCUCAACAACGGUUUCGACUGGUGCAAGUCAUGAUGCUAAGACUUCUGCUGAGCGCGUUCUUCCCCUGCCUGAUCUUAGCUGCCCCGUCUCAUAUUAACAAACUCGCUCUAUUUCCGGACAAGAAUGCCUGGUGCGAGGCCAAGAACAUCACCCAGAUUAUCGGACACAAUGGAUGCAAUCCGAAAUCCAUCCAAAACAGAGCCUGCAUGGGCCAGUGCUUCAGCUACAGCGUCCCGAACACUUUGCCGCAGUCGACGGAGUCCCUGGUGCAUUGCGAUUCCUGCAUGCCCUCCAGCAUCCAGUGGGAAAUUGUGUCGCUGGAUUGUCCCAACCACCAAUUUAGCUCCCGGGUGGAGAAACUGGUGGAAAAAAUUUUACACUGCAGCUGCCAGGCGUGCGGAUUGUACCUGGAAGAGCCCCACCAUCAAGGAGCCCCCAACUCUCCCCCUUUCAUCCACCUCCCUGUAGGCGAGGCUGCCAGGCCUGAGGAACGCCCGGAAUACGACUGAAUUUCCACCACAACCCCCCCACCGGCUCCAUUUUCUCUCCACGCUUCUCUCUUUCUCUUUUUCUCUCUCUCUCUCUCUGUCUCUCAAACCUUCCUCCUGUUCUGACGUGGGGGGAAAAAACCGGAAAAACGAGGGCAGAAUCCAAGGGAGCCCUCUUGCCACCCGGGAGAGAAGAGGAAGCUGGGCUGGUGGGUGGGUUGGGGUGGGGUGGGGACAGACGGACGGAUGGACGACGUCUGGAUUUGGGAUCGGAAAGACGAAGACGAGAAGAGGCCGGCUGGCGAACCGAAAGGCCUUUCCCUGCCAAGAUGGCGUCACCGUCGCCAGCUUGGCCAAGAGAACAGUUCUUAAUUCCCUGGUGGAGAUUCUGCCGGUUCCAGAUUUGGGGGACGGUGAAAGUGGGCGAUUGCCGAGAGGAAAGGAACGCAUCUUCCUUCCCUUUGCUCCGAGAUCUUUGGUCAAAAUUGGGCAGAACAAACGUGGAUUUUCUUGCUGGAACAUGGGACUUUCCCCCAUAUAUAUAUAUAUAUGUGUGUGUGUGUUUUCUGAGGUUUUCGCGGGUGUUUGUAGGUAGGUCUUUGGUUAUUUGGGUUUUCUCCCGCGUAAAAUUGGAAGUGUCUUGGCGACGUUUCGACGAAGUCUCAUUCGUCAUCUUCAGCUUCGUGCUUCUGGGAGCAAUGUGCACAUUGCUCCCAGAAGCACGAAGCUGAAGCCUGAAGAUGACGAAUGAGACUUCGUCGAAAUGUCGCCAAGACACUUCCAAUUUUACGCGGGAGAAAACCCAAAUAACCAAAGACCUAUAUAUAAAGAUAUAAAUAUAUAUGCCAGACUGAGGAGAAACCUUGUUCAGCAGUAUUAUGAACUUUUAUCAGAACAGGUUUGGGGUCCUCGGGGCGAGGGUGGGGGGGAUCUUGGACCUUGGUUUCCAUCACACCAGCCAGGAAAGGCUCUGGGAUGGGAGUUGUAGUCCAGAAUUGCCGGAGGACACUAUACAAGUCAUCUAUCUACCCAUGCUUUUGGCCUUGAGCUCGUAGUGCCCGAAUAAUUUCUCCCCGUUUUUUCCUCCCUCAAGACGAGGUUGAGUCGCAAACUCCCGUCGCCGGUGUGCGGGACACCCUCCGUGCAACGCACAUGGAGAGCGACUCGAGAAAGCGUGUUCAAGCGGCUCUCCUUGGACAACGCACCCCAGAGCGCGAUCUCGUGAAAAUGGCCGUCUCUCUCUAGUCACGUUUGUUUGGGGGGGGGGAGGGGGGAUUUUUUUCCCGCCGCAGCUGGGCUUUUGAUCCCCCAGGAGGAUCUGAUGCCGAAGGUGACGCCGUUGGGCGACGCGCCCCCACGUUUUCCGCACGCUGUCACAAGCUUUAAGGGGGAGAGGGCUGUGGGGUAAGGGGGCACCCAAGCGGUUUUUCCUUGGAGGAAACAUCGGGACUGGCCGUUGCUUGGAUCCACUGAAAACCUAGCCGUGUUUUAGAAGCCGACGGUCCCUCUCCUACAGCAGGUUUAAUUCCCGCCCGUCCAGAGGUGAGAUUCAAAUAAUUUUAACAACUGGUUCUCUGCCCUAAUGACCGACUGGGUGGGCGUGGCCAGGGGUUGUGACAGGCAGCACUGGCCACCUGUACCCCCUGGGAACAAAGAUGGGCUGCGAUGGGUAGGGGGAACACGCUGGCCCCCCCAUACCCAGCUUUGGGCCUAGUAGGCUUCCCAGCAGCCUACUGGGAGCAAAAAUGGGCCGCGGGGGGACGCAUUGCCCCCCCCAUGGCCCAAUUUGGGCUUAGGAGGCCUCCCUGCACUUGCCUGGGGGGCAAAAGGAGGCGCAUGGGGACUCCUGGUAGGGGCGCGGCCAGCCAGCAGUUUAGCUACUGGUUCGCCUGAACCGGCUGAGCCCAUCCCCUGUAUUUACCCCCAAUCUUUUGUGUUCCGGUUCAGACUUUACUUCCAAGUAGCACUUUAACAAGCCAACAAAGGCGUGGAGAACAUCUGGGACUUUUGGAAAACAAGGGGGAAGGGUUUUUUUCCCCCCCUCGAACGAUCACUCUUGGCCAUUUGGAACCAAAUGAGCCAAACCAGAAUGGAAGAGUUAAAUCCUUCCUCUUGCAGCAAUCCGUCGGGCAUUUCCUUCCGAAAGAAUCGGGGGCUCCGUGUGGCGUCCCGAAAAGGUGGUCAUUUUUCUCUCCAUGUUUUCGUUGUCGAUUUUGACCACGGAGGUGCCCACACGGGGGAGCCUUGCACAAACUCGCCUCCUUUCUCGCUCUUGAACCAGGGAAGUGCCUCCGAGGCGGUUUUAAUGCACGUUCAUUCAUGCACACCCACUGUGUAUAUAUAUUUUUUUUUUUUGGGAAAAAAACCUAUGUAGCUAUUUCCACUGCCACCAUCACCUUAAAUAAAUUAGAGUGUGAACUUUU